Molecule: messenger RNA, 1732 nt
Organism: Lactuca sativa (garden lettuce)
Lineage: Eukaryota; Viridiplantae; Streptophyta; Magnoliopsida; Asterales; Asteraceae
Gene: MST1
Product: mercaptopyruvate sulfurtransferase 1
Cellular component (GO): mitochondrion
Molecular function (GO): thiosulfate-cyanide sulfurtransferase activity
Source: RefSeq, a predicted model, not a curated record
CAGGUUGCAAACCCUUUUCUUCAUCAUCAAUUCAUCAUCAUACCAAAAACAAGUCUGCUUUGGGUGGAGUGGCGAGAUAAAGAGUGAAACACCGCUGCUACGUUGAUCAUCAACUGUUUGAUCAACCGAUUACAAAAGGGGCUUCUCAAUUUCGCAUUCCGCUUGUUCAUAUAUGGUGUUUAUAGAAUCUUCUCUCGGUUUCUGAUCAAAUGGCAUCCGCCUUUCUUUCAAGAACUCUCUUUGCACAUCGUUUCGUCUCGUCUUUCGCCUUCAACCAAAAACCCCAAAAAUUAGCGCCCCUUUUCUUCAAGAAACCCCUUCAUUCGUGGGCUUUCCCAUCUCAAUCGGUGUACAGGAGGCAGACCUUAGUUCGUAGUGACAUGGCUUCCACCAUGGUUGGAUCUACCUCUCCUUUCUCAACACAGUCCAUGUCAACUUCUGAGCCUGUUGUUUCAGUUGACUGGCUUCAUGCCAAUCUUCGUGAGCCUGAUAUGAAGGUACUGGAUGCAUCCUGGUACAUGCCUGAUGAACAAAGAAAUCCACUUCAAGAGUAUCAAGUUGCACACAUUCCUGGUGCUCUUUUCUUUGAUGUAGAUGGGAUAUCUGAUCGCACUACUAAUCUGCCACACAUGUUGCCAUCUGAAGAAGCAUUUGCUGCUGCUGUUUCUGCUCUUGGUAUUGAAAACAAAGAUGGAGUUGUUGUUUAUGAUGGUAAGGGGAUCUUCAGUGCUGCUCGUGUCUGGUGGAUGUUUCGAGUUUUUGGACAUGAUAGAGUAUGGGUGUUAGAUGGAGGCCUUCCUAUGUGGAGAGCUUCAGGUUUUGAUGUUGAAUCGAGUGCUUCAAGUGAUGCUAUAUUGAAAGCUAGUGCUGCCAGCGAGGCAAUAGAAAAAGUAUACCAUGGCCAAGCUGUUGGUCCAGUUACAUUUCAAACAAAAUAUCAACCACAUCUUGUAUGGACACUUGAACAGGUUAAAAAGAACACAGAAGACCAAACACAUCAACAUGUAGAUGCUCGGUCAAAGGCCAGGUUUGAUGGAGUUGCAGCUGAGCCUAGAAAAGGAAUAAGAAGUGGCCAUGUGCCUGGGAGCAAGUGCAUUCCUUUUGCUCAGAUGUUGGACAGCUCACAGACACUACUAUCAGCAGACCAACUUAAGAAAAAGUUUGAACAAGAGGGAAUCUCAUUGGAGGGACCUGUUAUGGCUUCAUGUGGCACUGGAGUCACCGCAUGCAUUCUUGCAUUGGGACUCCAUCGACUUGGGAAGACAGAUGUUCCGGUUUAUGACGGAUCUUGGACAGAAUGGGGAGCACAAGAAGAUACUCCUGUUGCAACUUCAACUCCAACUCCAACAUCUUGAUUUUAACAAACAACAAUUUUAUGGGCACAUGUGAACAAGCACAAACAUGGAGAUUGUGCAUCAUAAACAUAUGGACUUUGUAUUUCAACUGUUUGAUUUGGUGGGUGGAUUCUUUUCGAUUUUAUGCAACUAAAAAGUCAGUGUAUUUCGGUGCCUAUGUGUCUGACUUAGGCAACAAAAUUGUAUUUUCAUGUUGAGUAUCAAUUUGGUUGAUGGAUUAGGGUUUGAAUUGCACAUAAGUAGAGGGUUUUGAUCAUGAGUUGGUGGAUCGAAAUAUUGGAUGGAUUAGCUUGUUUGAUUAUGCAAUUCAAACUCCGAGAUGUUAUGUUAAACACGAAUAAAGGUUGAAUUUUGAUUUGAGGUCCUAAUUUGUGUGA